AAAGAGAAAACAUAAAGAGACAUGGUGACGGUGAUAUUCGCGUGGCUUGGUAAUAAAAACAUGAGACUUGUGGAUUAAUUAAUACUAUUUAUUGUAAUUAUUCAUCAGUUUUACAAAAAAUAUAUUAUUAUUGUAGUAUAUAGGACACAUUUAAUUGUACGUAAAUUAUAAAAGUAAGAUGAUAACCGGUGAUGUUAGUUCGACGUAUUUAAUGGACUUUGUCAUUAAGAGUAAAAUGCUUAAUAAAUAAUACGUUGUAAAAGGCUAUAAUUGUAAGGAGAGAGAAAAAAGGAGACAAAAUAUUAAAGCAAACUUGAUUGAAGUACCAGAGAGAUAAUUAAAGAGAUAAAUUGAUAAGGAAAUAACUAGAGCGUAAUAACAUUAACUAUGGGGGCAUUUUUGGAUACACCGAACACUGAGAAGUACAACGAACAUGGUUCGGGUAAUGAUUUGCAAUACGGAGUGGCAAGUAUGCAAGGAUGGCGUAUGGAGAUGGAAGACGCACAUUGUGCGAUUACAGGCUUGGAGGGUGGCCUGUCUGAUUGGAGUUACUUUGCGGUAUUUGACGGGCAUGCUGGGGCGCUAGUUUCCGCGCACAGCGCGGAACAUUUGCUGGACUCGAUUGUUGAGACGGAGGAGUUUAAAUCCGAGGAUGUGAUAAAGGGUAUACAUUCAGGUUUCCUGCGACUUGACCACAAAAUGCGUGAUCUGCUGGAGACGAGUAAAGAUAAGUCUGGGUCAACAGCUGUUUGUGCAUUCAUAUCACCGAAACACAUUUAUAUCGCAAAUUGCGGUGACUCCAGAGCGGUACUGUGCAGCGCAGGAAGUCCUGUUUUUUCGACACGAGACCACAAACCCGUGUUGCCAGCUGAAAAAGAACGCAUCCAAGCAGCAGGUGGUAGCGUUAUGGUAGAACGUGUUAAUGGAUCAUUGGCUGUAUCACGUGCUCUUGGUGAUUAUGAGUACAAAAACGUCGAAGGACGUGGACCAUGUGAGCAAUUAGUCUCACCAGAACCAGAGAUUUUCGUCCGAGAUCGGGACAUGGAGCACGACGAGUUUUUAGUACUCGCCUGUGACGGCAUUUGGGACGUUAUGACCAAUCAAGAUCUUUGUGAUUUUAUUUACUCCAGAUUAUUGCUCACUGACGACUUAGAGGCUGUUACUAACCAAGUUAUUGAUACUUGUCUUCACAAGGGUAGCCGAGACAAUAUGAGCAUAGUAUUGGUAACAUUUCCUGCGGCUCCCAAGCCAAGUAUCGAAGCACAAAAGAAGGAAGCCGAGUUAGAAAUGACCAUCGAAAGGAGAAUUAAAGAAAUCGUUGCACAACAAGAGGGCAAAGACGGCUUCGAUUAUUUGGAACUGCUACGGAUUCUUGUUGAUCAAGAACUACCGAAUCUACCCCCUGGAGGCGGUCUGUCAGCAAAGCAACCACUUAUUGAACAAGUGUUUCGGGAAGUGUGCCCUGGCAGAGCGAAGAGCAUUGUCAAAACGCAGAGUUUCAAUCCGUUGGAAGUUGACAAAGCAAAUCCUUAAGCUUACAAAGUUGUCGACUUGUCACCGAACAAAAUUACUGUCAUCGAUAAUCUAAAAAUACAAGAAGAAACUUGGAAAAAAAAAUUUUUUUUUUUUUUAAUCAGACUCUAUAUAACUUUUUUGAUAAUUCUUGUACCUGAAAUUACAUGCGUUUUGUCUAUCUUACUUAUAAUCAUUGUUUUUUCAUAAAAAAAUUUUUUGUUUUAAUUUUAAAUUAAACUUUCAAUAAUUGUAGAAAAAAAAUUAAAAAACUAAAAAAACACUCAGCAGUAACUGAAAAAAAAAUUUUAAAGUGCCAAAGUGACAUUGAUGUUGAGCGUAAAUCUAAAAAAAAAAAGAUUAAUUAUUAAAUUAAUACUAAUAUAUUAAAGAGAUGCAAAUUAAUAUUGCCGAGAGAUAAAAUUGCUAAUUUAAUUACUUGUAAUAAUUAAAUUAAAUGGUACGAGAUGUUAUAGACGGUUGAAAGUACUUAUAAUAACUGCUCAGUGUGAAUCUUGUUUUCAUCCAUAAAAAGUAUCCAUGCAUGUUUUAUUUAAGUUAAUAAAUCCUUUGACUGUAAAGAAAUUAGCACAAAAAUCUUGCUGAAGGCAGGAAGAUAAUUGAAUAAUUACUUACCUAAUUGAACCCGCUUCAGUGCUCCAAAUAAACCGUCAUGUUAAUAAAAUAGCGCAUCGUGUUAUAUGAUUACAGACGUCAGAAUCCAGUUAGUCGUAUGAGUUUUUAUACAUAAAACUGCAGUAAAUGUUUGACUGCAAACUAACAGGUUAAUAUGUGGACAAAAUACUAUAAAGUUACAAGAAUACAACACACCGACGUCUACGCAAUGGAGCAUUUGACAUAAUACAAAAAAAUUUAAAUAAAUGAAUGAUAAUAUUAAAUCUUAAUUUUAAUUAAUAAUAAUAAUAAUAAUAAUAGUAAUAACGAUGAUAUGAUAAUGAUUAAUGAUGGAUGAUUGUACAAAAUAAUUAUAAGUCAUGGGUACUUUUCGUCUUAUGCUAAAAAAAAUUACAAUAUCCAGUGUGCGAUAUGUAUACUUAUGAAACGAGUUUCAACGCUCCUCUGACCAUAACUUUUUUUUUUUGUACAAAGCAUUUUCAUUGUAUUCUGCGGUUUAAUUUAUAUAAUUACACUCUGACAGAUACACAAACAUAUAAAAAUAUUUAAGAUUAAAAAAAAAGUAUGUUAAGGUCAAUAAGUAAAGUUUAAUAAAAUAUUAAUUCUCGAUGUAACUUUAAAUAGAUACGACCCAUUUGAGUAGAUAACAAAAUAUAUUGUAUUUCAUAGUUAACGGCUGUUUGUUUUUAGGAUCAAAGCCUUUCCUAUUUUUUAAAUUUAAAACUAUUGUAUAAUUAAAUCUUUUAACAAAUCAUAUUAUCAGUUAUUUAUUUUUUUAUCAUACUAUUAUUAUACCGUAAUAAAAUACUAUACUCUAAUAAUAUUAAUAGUUAUGAUGAUGAUUAAUGAAUAUUAAUUAAUCUUUGAUAAUUAGGGUAAGUAAUUUUGACUAGAUGGAUUUUUUUCCUUAUGAUUACUGUACGUAGUUAUUAUAAUGACCCACUGCACAAAUGAUGAAUGAUGUAUUUAAAUGUUGCCAAGUAAUUUCACAAACCUAUAAUAAAGUUAAUUGUAAUUAAAUGUUA
Messenger RNA from Cotesia glomerata, 3173 nucleotides. RefSeq names its product protein phosphatase 1B. Gene Ontology annotation, cellular component: cytosol; nucleus. The record is from RefSeq and is a predicted model, not a curated record. Lineage: Eukaryota; Metazoa; Arthropoda; Insecta; Hymenoptera; Braconidae. Bases 388 to 1533 code for a protein of 381 amino acids. The transcript is spliced from 6 exons. Gene Ontology annotation, biological process: negative regulation of stress-activated MAPK cascade; protein dephosphorylation. Gene Ontology annotation, molecular function: protein serine/threonine phosphatase activity; manganese ion binding; magnesium ion binding.